Glossina fuscipes is the source of this 873-nucleotide messenger RNA. RefSeq names its product gamma-aminobutyric acid receptor-associated protein (gene Atg8a). Gene Ontology annotation, biological process: autophagy of mitochondrion; autophagosome assembly; cellular response to nitrogen starvation. Lineage: Eukaryota; Metazoa; Arthropoda; Insecta; Diptera; Glossinidae. Bases 229 to 636 code for a protein of 135 amino acids. The record is from RefSeq and is a predicted model, not a curated record. Gene Ontology annotation, molecular function: GABA receptor binding; ubiquitin protein ligase binding. Gene Ontology annotation, cellular component: autophagosome membrane; cytosol; autophagosome. The transcript has 3 exons.
UCAUAAUACCCACUAAGUUAAUCAAGAGGAGAGUGAAAAGUAAAAUUGUGUGUAUAUAUAUAUGCAUAUAUCUGUAAAGCGUAGUAGGUGAAGAAACAGAAAUCAAUUUUGUCAACUAUUUUUUCAAGCGAAGCAAAUAAAAGAAACGAUUCUUUCCGAAAAUUGUACAUCAAAGUAGAAAAAAUUUAAGAUAAAUUUUCUGCUCAAUUAUAUUAACGAGUUACCGAAAUGAAAUUUCAAUAUAAAGAAGAACAUCCUUUUGAGAAGCGACGUGCUGAGGGUGAUAAAAUACGACGGAAGUAUCCAGAUCGCGUACCAGUAAUUGUAGAAAAGGCUCCCAAGGCACGUAUUGGUGAUUUGGAUAAGAAGAAAUAUUUGGUGCCAUCUGAUUUAACGGUUGGUCAAUUUUAUUUCUUGAUACGUAAACGUAUACAUUUGCGUCCAGAAGAUGCACUCUUCUUUUUUGUUAACAAUGUAAUUCCACCAACGUCGGCCACCAUGGGCUCUUUAUAUCAAGAGCAUCACGAAGAAGAUUAUUUCUUGUACAUAGCUUAUUCCGAUGAAAACGUUUAUGGCAAUGGCAAUGGGAACGGCGCCAAUACCAUCCAGCUUAAUCGAAACAAAGCUCAACGCUAGAUACCCUUUCUCUCGCUAACAAUGUUAAAGGGGAAAAGGAAAGGGGGUUUGCGCUAGUGAGUUGUGUGAUAAACAAGACAAAAAAAAAAAAAGAAAAAAAUUAAAUAAAUUUAUGAUUAAAAUAUGGAAACUAAAGCUGGCUAUUGGUCCCCUCGGCCUUUACUCUUCUUUCGUAUAAUAAAUUCUACAAAUUACGUGCGUGCGUGUGUUUGUUAUAUAUAGAAAAAAACUUAAGAA